ACUCAGACAGAAACCACACGUGGAUCUGUGCUCUGAGGGAGAGGGAGAGGAAGAGAGUGAGCAAGUGAGUGAGUGAGUAAGAGAGAGAGAGAGAGAGAGCGAGAGAGAGAGACAGGAGAGAGAGAGAGAAGGAAGGCGGACGUGGACGUGAGCCGGAGAGAGGGGACACGCCAAAAAGAGGACUGUAGCAACCGAGGGAGAGCCCUAAAAAACAACACAGUAGGAGCGGACGGACGCAGAGCCAGGCAGAUGUGAGAGCGGGACUGGCCUCCCUUCGCAAGGAACGCCAGUAUUGCUUCUAUUCCACUUGGCACAGAAGGGGAGAAUAGGGUCCACAUGGGACUUUGAAAAACAGAGAGAGCCAUGCCACAGUGGAGUUGGCUGGAACCAAAGGACUAAAAAGCUCGCUGCGAGUGCGUGGAGUGACGCUGCCUCGCUGACUUCUGUUUUGGUGGAGCUCCUUGGUGAGUUAUUCCCUCCCUCCCAACUCAACUUUCCUUACACGAUUCCAUGCAUGCGUGACUAAAACAUCCGACAAAAACUGCAGAGGUAUUGUCAUACGGCCAGAGACAAGACACCAUCACAUCUCAUCCCACCCAGAUAAGAGCAGGGGAGUGGAGUGGAGUGGAGUGGACUGGAGCGGAGUACAGUGAAGUAAACAAGUAAGAUGUCUUUUGCCAUGGUGCGCCCAGCGCCGAGCCGAUACCUCUACUCAGAGAUAUCCAUGAUGUCGGAGGACGAGGAGAACGGCAGCGAGAGCUCGGGCUCGGAUGACCGAUCCUUCCGCCUGGACACCUCCAGCUACGAGCUGAAGGUGGGCACCCGCAAGCGCAAGCCCGGCGGCGGGGCCGGGGGUGGCGCGGACGGAGGCGGGCGCCUCGGAGGAGGAGUGGUGCCACCGCCGCUGCCGUCGGUGAUGACGCAGCUCGGGGUGCAGCUCAGCCCCGGCAGCGGCGAACCUCGCCAGCGAAACGCGGCGAACGCCCGGGAGCGGGACCGCACCAACAGCGUCAACACGGCCUUCACGGCGCUGCGCACCCUCAUCCCCACAGAGCCGGCCGAUCGCAAGCUGUCCAAGAUCGAGACGCUGCGGCUGGCCUCCAGCUACAUCUCCCACCUGGGCAACGUGCUGCUCGUCGGGGAGGCGUGCGGGGACGGCCAGCCCUGCCACAGCGGCGGUGGCGGUUCCUCUGCGAACUCCUUCUACCAACACCACCACCACGGCACGUCGCCCGCCCGCGACGCAGAGAACUCGCAGCCGAAACAGAUCUGCACCUUCUGCCUCAGCAACCAAAGGAAAAUGAGCAAAGACAGAGACAGAAAAACAGCUCUGCGAAGCUAAUGACGACUACAAGCCGGAGUGAAGACCACCACCACACACGGCGGAAACAACAAACUUGACACUCUUUAUUUUGUAUAUAUGCAAAUAUCAAUUCAUAUUUAAUUAUAUGUCAAAAAAAGAGAAGAAAAUGAAGGAAAAAAGGACAAAAAAUAAACAUGCGGGGGCCAUAAGGACCGCAGUUUCAGGUGGACUUUCCAGUCCUGGCCCCAAUACUUUUGUGCUGGAUUCUGCUCGAAACCCCAUCUCAACACGAUCCUACAAUACCACCGCAGAUCACACGGCUGCAUCCUCAAACUUUUUUUUGUAACCAAAGGACACCCUCCAAAGACUAGGACAAGGCCAAACAAUAAACCUGCUACAGAGGCACAUUACCACAAACUUAAGGAAACUCCGACGUGUAUUUUUGCGUCCACGUGACAAUGCUUUCAAACACACAUGAAGGAUGCUACAGAUGGAUGGCGUGGUGGAGCUGGAAUUAGCUAGCCAGGUAAUGGGCCGGCUGGCGCGGUGCCGUGGGAUCAUCUCCCUACUGAAGAUGUGGUGGAUCACUUAACGCCACGAGGAAAGAGACAUACAACAACAACAAAAAGACGGUUGGCACGAGCGAAGGGAAGUUUGUACAUUUCUCUCGACUCUGAAUGAAUUCUAUUUGUGUUUGUGCUUAACAUAUGAACGAUUAAGCCUACACUUUAUCUAAAACCUGCAGACAUAAUAUUUUGAUGUGCUGUUAUAAAUAUUUUGUAUGA
Engraulis encrasicolus (European anchovy) is the source of this 2088-nucleotide messenger RNA. It is a transcript of the gene scxa, whose product is annotated as scleraxis bHLH transcription factor a. Gene Ontology annotation, molecular function: DNA-binding transcription factor activity, RNA polymerase II-specific; RNA polymerase II transcription regulatory region sequence-specific DNA binding; protein dimerization activity. NCBI's taxonomy places the organism in Eukaryota, Metazoa, Chordata, Actinopteri, Clupeiformes, Engraulidae. The coding region runs from base 668 to 1342 and encodes 224 amino acids. The transcript has 2 exons. Gene Ontology annotation, biological process: regulation of transcription by RNA polymerase II; developmental process. The record is from RefSeq and is a predicted model, not a curated record.